Messenger RNA from Penicillium taxi, 1782 nucleotides. Its product is annotated as SPRY domain-containing protein. Gene Ontology annotation, cellular component: Set1C/COMPASS complex. The record is from RefSeq and is a predicted model, not a curated record. The coding region runs from base 1 to 1782 and encodes 593 amino acids. Gene Ontology annotation, molecular function: transcription cis-regulatory region binding. The transcript has a single exon. Lineage: Eukaryota; Fungi; Ascomycota; Eurotiomycetes; Eurotiales; Aspergillaceae.
AUGGCAUCUGGCCCUGCUCCUGGAUCACCUGCACCCUCCUCCAACAUCAACUCCCCCAUCCUCCACCCUGGCAACGGCCUUCUCCUCAAUGGCCCACUUUCUGAACUGACCUCCCGGUCCUCUCCUGCACCCACUACCACGUCUGGUCAAGGUGAUGGCCCUAGCCGUUCAAAACGUAAUAAGCGGGAUAGUCGCAAGAAACGUGAAGCAAAGGGCCUAGACGUGGAAAGCGCUCCUCCGCCCAGGAAGCGAGCAAAUGCUGCUGCUAACACCGCUAUUCCAAGCUCAGACCUACAAAUCUUGCGCCCACUCCUUCUUGCUGAGCCUCGUACCUCAGACCAUUUUCCUCCUGGGUCUCGUCAGUUUAGUCUUGUCACUCGGAAGACAUCAGAUAUAAUUGGCCAAAGCUGGGAUUUUUAUGAGGUCGUGGAUAAACUCACCAACAAGAAUGGCUUUCGCUAUAGCUAUGCCAUAGCCGACUUGGGGUUUCCUCACAUAAAAUAUCGUCAGACCGAUAUUCGCCCCUAUCAUGCCCGCUUUAGCUACGAGGAUUCUCCGGCUGCUAUCUCCUUCUCAAAAGAUGCUACGGCGGUAACUACCAGUGAUGCAUGGCACACUGCGCGGGCAAAUGUCUGUGCUCGCGAGGGGUCUUACUACUACGAGGCUCGAGUUAUCAGCGGGGUAGUCCCCAACGGUGCCGCUCAUAAUGAUGGCUCUAGCCGUGGUCAUGUCCGUCUUGGAUUCGCUCGACGUGAAGCUGAUCUUGAUGUCAAUGUGGGUGUUGAUUGCUACGGGUACGGAAUCCGUGAUGUGAAUGGGGAGGUUGUCAAUCGUAUGCGCUGCGAGUUCUUCUUUCCAAAGGGUGAAGCUAUAAACGAAGGCGAUGUGAUUGGCAUGCUCAUUACACUGCCACCAUUAUCUCUACACAAAAAGAUUGUCGAAGGCACCUACGACCCUGCUGUUGACAGCGGUGACUCCACCCCUACUUCUACCAACAUCAUUCGUGAUCGUAUCCCCUUUCACUAUAAGUCCGACUUUUGCUGGCAGCAAUCCAAUGUCUUCUCCGCGAAGCAUCUGCGUGACUAUGCCUUCAAUCUUAAGGAAACACCAACAUUUGGUCCUCCAUCUCCAUCAAAUAGUGAAGAUCCCUCGUUACGAACAUUGCCCGGCUCCAGUAUCACUAUUUUCAAAAACGGUGUCAAGAUGGGAUCCCCCUUCAAGGAACUGUACGCAUUCCUCCCGCCGGCUACUCGUUUUGCCAAUGCCACUAACAACCUUGGCAUUGGGGAACGUGAAAACGCCGACGAUGGCAUGAUCGGCUAUUACCCAGCUGUGAGCUGUUACGGCGGUGGUGCAGUCGAGUGUCGCUUCGAGGCACCGUGGUGGGUUGGUCCUCCCGCAACGACUGAUGCUGGAGAACCUAUUCGGCCAAUUGGCGAGCGCUUCAACGACCAAAUUGCAGAGGAUGUGGUUGCCGAUCUUGUAGAUGAGGUAGAGGCUAUGUUUACAUGGGGCGGUAUUGAUGGAGAUGUUAUCGCGAAUAAUAAUGCUGAGCCUGGUGCUGUUGCAGGCUCCGAUGUCCUCAAAGGUGGCCUUGACUCAAUUCCUACUCCCGGGGUAUCAGAGUCUGCAGCAAACAGUAAUCAGGCAACACCUGCAGCAACUGGAAUUGCUACGACUAUGGAGGAUGCAAUGGGUGUUGGAGCGGCUCACACGCCAAACUUUGCGGUGGAAAUCAUAGAAGUGGAUAGGCCCGCAGAUGAAGAUGUUGAGAUGACUUGA